Colletotrichum phormii is the source of this 643-nucleotide messenger RNA. RefSeq lists its product as uncharacterized. The record is from RefSeq and is a predicted model, not a curated record. NCBI's taxonomy places the organism in Eukaryota, Fungi, Ascomycota, Sordariomycetes, Glomerellales, Glomerellaceae. The transcript is spliced from 2 exons. The coding region runs from base 140 to 553 and encodes 137 amino acids.
UGGCUGACUUGCUGUGCCUGGCAGUCACUCUCGUAUCAUCCGUGAUCCAACUUGGAAAAACACCAUGGCUGGUACAGCCAUGGAACCGGCAUAAUAUUUGUCUUUCUACGUCUCAAGGGCGAUAGGAACUCGCCGAUAGAUGCCAAGCACCCUUACUUGGCGUACAAGUACAAAACCGGCUCAGGCGGGGCCUCCGCCCCAAACUUCCGACAGCUCCGUGAUAUUCUCCAGCCGUCAAAGGAUGCUUUCCCUGGGCAUCAUGCUCCUGGAGAUUCAUUGCGGAAGACCAUUAGAGAGCCUGACGAAGCAAGCCGAUUUGGGUCGCGACGGCUUACCAAACGAAGAAACAAGCUAUACCACUGCAUCGAGGGUACUUGAAGAGCGAGGCAACGAUGGCCAAGUAUCUCCUGGCUUUAAAAGAGCCAUAGAGUACUGUCUUCACUUUUCAAGGCAGCCAGAUGCGUCCUUUGAAAAUUCGGAUUUCGUGCGGUCGAUAGAAGAACACGUAUUGGAGCCCUUGGAGCGUGAGAUGCAACACUUCCUAUUUGGGUGAGAUUGCUAGGUUGGUCUAGGGGUCAGUUGUUUCAUACAGAGCAUUGUUCCAUGGUGGGUAAAAUGUGAAAUUAGGUGCAUACAAGCCAGG